Messenger RNA from Amaranthus tricolor (Joseph's coat), 1086 nucleotides. RefSeq lists its product as uncharacterized. Bases 1 to 1086 code for a protein of 361 amino acids. Lineage: Eukaryota; Viridiplantae; Streptophyta; Magnoliopsida; Caryophyllales; Amaranthaceae. The record is from RefSeq and is a predicted model, not a curated record. The transcript is spliced from 4 exons.
AUGCAAAGCAACCCGUUGAAUGAGGAACUACAUCAGAAAGAGAGAGAAGCAAUCAAUCAGGUGAGAAAGUGGAGGCAGAUUGAGGGUAUGGCUCUUCUCCAAAAGGCUAGAAUUCCUUGGUUGAAGAACAGGGAUGAUAACAUUGUGUUCUAUCAUGCUACGAUUAAGGAGAGGCGAGCUGCUAAUAGCAUUUAUGAGUUACUAGAUAAAGAUGGUACGGUUUCUACGAACCUUGUAGUGAUUGACAGGGAUACAUUGAGAGAGGGUCGCCAAAUUGAUGCCAACAACACUCAGAUGCUAAUCUGGGAGGUUAGUGAGGCAGAGAUUAAGAAGGUUCUCUUUGGGAUGAAUGACAGUAAAGCUCCAAAAUUAGAUGGGUUUAAUGCUUGUUUCUUUAAGAAGACAGUGCUUGUAGGGAGACUUCAAAAGGUUAUCGGGGAGGUGACUGUUCAAGCCCAAUCACAGUUCAUCCCGAGUAGACAAAUGGUGUUUCUAAGCUCGAUUAUGGAAGAGAUGGGGUUCCCCCAAAAUUUUGUAGGGAAGGUCAUGGCCUGUGUCACGUUAGUUUCUUUCUCUAUCCUGGUGAAUGACACCCCUUUAAAACCCUUUGCUGCAAAGAAAGGUUUGCGGCUGGGCGACCUUAUUUCUCCAUACUUGUUUACCAUUGGGAUGGAAUAUUUAUCGAGACUUAUGCGCAAGAUGAACGGCUCCCCGAGCUUCAUCUUCCAUCCUAGAUGCAGGAAAGCUGAUAUUACCCACCUUCUUUCUGUAGAUGACCUCCGUAUGUUUUGUCGCGUUGAUACCAACUCUGUUACAAACAUGAUAAGUACCUUUGAUCGGCUCUCUCAAGCCUCGAGGCUGGAAGCUAAUACGAGUAAAAGCAACAUUUAUCUCUCAGGGGUUGAAAGGCAAACCAAAGAUCGGUUAAUUGCUCUCUUGAAAUGGAGGAGGGAGAUUUCCCUUUCAAUAUUUAGAGGUCCCACUCCACUCCAAAAAGCUAAAUUCCAACGAUUGCAAGCCGCUGGUAGAAAAGAUUAUAGGCAGAGUCAAGUUCUAGUCUUCAAGAUUGUUGUCUUAUGCAAGUAG